AUGCCCGAACUCAAAACACUUCUUUUUCCAAGAUGGCGUCGAUGAAGGACAGCGACACUGGCCUGUGGCUUCACAACAAACUCGGCUCCACGGACGAGCUGUGGACGCCGCCGAGCAUCGCAUCGCUCCUCACUGUGUCCGUGAUCGACAACAUACGGCUCUGCUUCUCCAGCUUGUCGCCACCGGUCAAGCUCAAACUCUUACUCGGGAUGCUCCAUCUUCCUCGGCGGACCGUGGACGAGAUGAAGGAGGCUCUCUCGGAGAUAAUCCAGCUGGCCACGGUGGACUCCGAGCCCUGGGUGCUCAUGGUUGCAGACAUCCUCAAGUCCUUUCCAGAGACGGGCUCUCUCAAUUUGGACUUGGAGGAGCAGAAUCCAAACGUGCAGGACAUCCUAGGAGAGCUCAGGGAGAAAGUGGGGGAGUGUGAGGCAUCAGCUAUGCUUCCUCUGGAGUGCCAAUAUCUGAAUAAGAGUGCAUUGACCACACUGGUGGGUCCCCUUACGCCCCCCGUUAAACAUUUCCAACUGAAGAGGAAGCCCAAGAGUGCUACACUCAGAGCCGAGCUAUUGCAGAAAUCCACAGAGACAGCGCAGCAGCUGAAAAAGACCGCCGGAGUGCCUUUCCAUGCCAAAGGGAGAGGAUUAGUCAAAAAAAUUGACACGACAACGCCUCUCAAGGGGAUUCCUAAGGCCCCAUUCCGCAGCCCUACAGCACCCAGUAUGUUUAGCCCACCCAGCAACCGCACGCCUAUCGCUCCCGCACGCACGCCGCUGCGCAAGGAGCGUGGGGUCAAGCUGUUAGAUAUUUCCGAGCUGAACAUGGUCGGAGCCGGAAGAGAGGCAAAAAGGAGACGAAAGACUUUGGACACAGAAGCAGACGAGAAAGCAGCCAAAGAAGAAGCGGUGGUGGAGAACACCACACCGGAUUAUGCUGCCGGUCUCGUGUCUGCACAGAAACUGGGGGCGCUCAACGAGAAUCCUCUUCCAUCAACCAGCUACUUACCCGCCACGCCCAGCAUGGUUCCAUCUUCCUCCUACAUUCCCAGUUCUGAGGCACAGCCAGCAAACGCAGGUGGGUCAGGGCGGGAGACGCUUCAGUUGGCCCGACAGCCAGAGGAGUCGGCGACGGCAGGCGCAGGCACCGCCGCUGCCACUCUCCCAGGCCAAUACAAGCAGAGGACACCCAUGUACAACGCCAACACCGCGGCCAACCCGGCCACCCCGACAUCGCCCAGCACACCGGCAUCCACCCCCGCCAGCAAUGGGCCACCAGCUGCUGCCACCGCGGGCCAGCCUGAGGCACCCACCCAGCCUCCCAACACCCCUCAGACACCCACACCAACACCCGCCCCCACACCAACACAGCCUCAGCCCAAAAAGAAUCUCUCACUUACGAGAGACCAGAUGUACGCAGCUCAAGAGAUGUUCAAGACGGCCAACAAGGUCACCAGACCAGAGAAGGCCCUCAUCCUGGGCUUUAUGGCAGGAUCCAGAGAGAACCCGUGUCCAGAGCAGGGUGACAUUAUCCAGAUCAAGCUGAGCGAGCACACAGAGGUUUUGCCCAAAGCAGACGGCACGGGCAGCACCACCAUGCUGGUGGACACUGUAUUCGAAAUGAACUACUCCACAGGCCAGUGGACCCGCCUCAAAAAGUACAAACCCAUCACCAACACCUCAUGAGCGGGUAAAACAGGUGGACUUCAUUCACCCUAUGUUCACAUUUUCUGAUUGUUUACACACGUUCAGUUUUGAUUCCACAUUGGGGCCAAAUGGAGCAGCCGGCGCACAUGUGCAGGAGAAUGUUUUGCUCUCAUUUGGUUAUUUCAGUUUGUCCCCACCAGACACCUUUUCAACGUGACAUACUAAUGUCUUUUGGAUGAAUGUGUCUCAAACACUGAGCGCUUCUUUUGUUGGAAACAUUUUUUGCCCACCCCGCCUUUGUUUUUUUUCCCCAGUCAAGGGGAAGAAAAUUGACAGACUGUUAAGACAUUGGUCAUCUGUGUGAGUCAAUUAAAACUAUUCCAAUUGGU
This is a messenger RNA of Doryrhamphus excisus (bluestripe pipefish), 2029 nucleotides long. RefSeq names its product negative elongation factor complex member A (gene nelfa). NCBI's taxonomy places the organism in Eukaryota, Metazoa, Chordata, Actinopteri, Syngnathiformes, Syngnathidae. Gene Ontology annotation, biological process: negative regulation of transcription elongation by RNA polymerase II. The record is from RefSeq and is a predicted model, not a curated record. Gene Ontology annotation, cellular component: NELF complex.